This is a messenger RNA of Papilio polytes (common Mormon), 2174 nucleotides long. RefSeq names its product WD repeat and FYVE domain-containing protein 3-like. Lineage: Eukaryota; Metazoa; Arthropoda; Insecta; Lepidoptera; Papilionidae. Bases 159 to 2129 code for a protein of 656 amino acids. The record is from RefSeq and is a predicted model, not a curated record. The transcript has 12 exons.
AAAAACUACAGUACAGUUUAUUUUAUUUCCAGAAACAACUGAAGUAUAAAGUAGCACAGAGUCUAGACAGCAAAGAGUACUACAGAGUGUACCAGCAAUGGCGGACAGCGGGCAACAGCCUGGGCGAAACUGACUGCAUUGAAAUAUCAGAUAUUGAUAUGUAUAAAGAGGAAAUUACAAAUAAUAGAGACACGUCCCUAGAGGUGAGCAACGAGGAAGGCUCGCCUUCAGACCUGGUGAGCAGCGGCGUCGUCAGCCGCGGCAGUAACAGCACCUCUGGUGAAGGGAAUGAAGAUGGCCCAGAUGUCGAAGAUGAAGACGAACAACAAUCACCGCCGCCGGACAAUCAGACUCUCCUACGAUUGUUGGAGCAUCAUGAAAAGAUCUCACACAUGUUCAGAUGUGCUCGUAUACAAGGUCUGGACACUACGGAGGGGUUGUUGCUGUUCGGUCGCGAGCACUGCUACGUCAUCGACGGCUUCACGCUGCUCAAGAACAGGGAGAUACGGGACCUGGACAGCUGCCCUGAUGACUACGAGCCCAUCCUGCCUAGCCAGGGCAUACAGAGGAGCAACCAGAGACAAUGCUCCAAGUUUUUGUAUGAAGAUAUAAGGGAGGUACACAAGAGACGAUAUCUAUUGCAACCGAUCGCACUGGAAGUAUUCUCAAGUGAUGGACGAAAUUAUUUACUGGCUUUUCCAAGAAAAGUACGAAAUAAGGUGUACAGCCGGUUCACCGCGCUGGCGACGGGCAUGGCGGACAGCGCGGCGGGCUCGGUGGCGGGGCAGCGGCGCGGCGUGGCCGUGGAGCAGCCCGCCGGCCUGCUCGCCUCGCUCAUAGGCGACACCUCCGUCACGCAGCGCUGGCUGAGAGGAGAAAUUUCCAACUUCCAAUACUUGAUGCACUUGAACACUUUAGCCGGGAGAUCGUACAACGACCUGAUGCAGUACCCCGUGUUCCCCUGGAUCCUGGCGGACUACGACUCGCCGGAGCUGGACCUCACCGACCCCGCCACCUUUCGCGACCUCACCAAGCCCAUGGGCGCUCAGAGCGCUGACAGAUUGGACCAGUUUAGGAAAAGAUACAAGGAAUGGGACGACCCGCACGGGGAGACGCCGCCCUACCACUACGGCACGCACUACUCCUCCGCCAUGAUCGUGUGCUCCUACCUGGUGCGCAUGGAGCCCUUCACGCAGCACUUCCUGCGUCUGCAGGGGGGGCACUUUGACCUCGCUGACAGAAUGUUUCACUCUAUAAAAGAAGCAUGGAAUUCAGCAUCCCGGCACAACAUGGCUGACGUCAAGGAAUUGAUACCGGAGUUUUUCUACUUGCCAGAGUUUUUACUCAACUCGAAUAACUUCGAUUUAGGCUGCAAGCAGUCCGGCGUGCCGCUGGGCGACGUGGUGCUGCCGGCGUGGGCGCGCGGCUGCCCGCGCGAGUUCAUCCGCCUGCACCGCGCCGCGCUCGAGUGCGACUACGUGUCGCACCGCCUGCACCACUGGAUAGACCUCGUGUUCGGCCACAAGCAGCAGGGCCAGCCCGCCGUCGACGCCUGCAACGUCUUCCACCACCUCUUCUACGAGGGCAACGUCGAUAUAUACAAUAUCGACGACCCGCUGAAGAAGAAUGCAACGAUUGGCUUCAUAAAUAACUUUGGACAAAUACCGAAACAGUUGUUCAAGAAAGCGCACCCGAGCAAGAAAAUGUCCCAGCGCAGUUCUACAAUACUGGACCCCAACAAUAUUAUACCUUCACAAGGUAUAACGCCGCCGGAGAAACUGUUCUUCCAUAAUUUGGAGAAUUUGAGACCAUCUCUGCAGCCUGUAAAAGAGGUGAAGGGUCCCGUGGGCCAGAUCCUGUACACGGAGAAGGCGAUCCUGGCGGUGGAGCAGAACAAGGUGCUGAUGCCGCCGACGUACAGCAAGUACGUGGCGUGGGGCUUCGCCGACCACAGCCUGCGCAUCGGCAACUACGACAGCGAGCGCGCCGUCUUCGUCAGCGAGGCUGCUGCGCACGCCUGCGGGGAGCUCGUCGCCGCCGUCUGCCCCAGCGACAAGACCAUCGUCACCGCCGGCACCAGCACGGUCACUAUACACCAUACACACUAUACACACACCCUUACCGGUUAGCCUUCUAUAUUGGUAUGAAAAAAUAGGAAUCUAGGAGGCUUACCA